Molecule: messenger RNA, 4705 nt
Organism: Diorhabda carinulata
Lineage: Eukaryota; Metazoa; Arthropoda; Insecta; Coleoptera; Chrysomelidae
Gene: Rho1
Product: ras-like GTP-binding protein Rho1
Exons: 2
Coding region: 260-838 (192 amino acids)
Biological process (GO): cell migration; small GTPase-mediated signal transduction
Molecular function (GO): GTP binding; GTPase activity
Source: RefSeq, a predicted model, not a curated record
AGGCAAUAGCCAAAAGAACUUGCAUUAUAAUGACCAUAGAUAUAUUUUAUAAGCACUAUAAAUUAAGGAUUACAAAAUAAAGUAGCUCUCAAUAUACUUAUCAUUGUUUAUAUGUAGUUUGACUUGACAAGUGUUUUAACUUUAUAUUAUCUAAAACAUGCAUUAUGACUUAUUAAUAUAGCUGCGCUGUAAAAUAAGUUCUUGUUUGUAAUGUUGAUAUCAAUGUUAACGAAGAUAACGAUUUGAUAAAAAAGGUCCGAUGGCUGCAAUAAGAAAAAAAUUGGUGAUAGUUGGUGACGGAGCCUGUGGAAAAACCUGUCUUCUAAUAGUUUUUAGUAAAGAUCAGUUUCCCGAGGUAUACGUACCUACAGUUUUCGAAAAUUAUGUGGCGGAUAUUGAGGUGGACGGUAAGCAGGUAGAACUCGCCUUGUGGGAUACCGCAGGACAAGAGGAUUACGACCGUCUGCGACCCCUAUCAUAUCCAGACACAGAUGUAAUUUUGAUGUGCUUCUCAGUUGAUUCUCCAGAUUCGUUAGAAAAUAUCCCGGAAAAAUGGACUCCCGAGGUAAAACACUUUUGCCCGAAUGUACCCAUUAUUCUAGUUGGGAAUAAAAAAGAUCUACGUAAUGAUCCGAAUACAAUCAACGAACUCAAAAAAAUGAAACAGGAACCAGUAAAGCCUCAAGAUGGAAGGUCCAUGGCAGAAAAAAUUAACGCUUUUGCAUAUUUGGAAUGUUCUGCUAAAAGUAAGGAAGGUGUCAGAGAAGUAUUUGAAAAUGCUACUAGAGCUGCAUUGCAAGUGAAAAAGAGGAAGAAGCAUCGUUGUGUAAUAUUUUAAGAAACUUUAUAUUCUAUAUUUCAUAUUAAUCGUUGUGUGUUAAUAAUUUGAAGGGGGCUUCUGCAUGAUGUAUUGACUAACAAAAUAAACCCCUUUUUUCUUUUUUUAGUUCUAUUCUAUUUUUAUUUUUGUCAUUAAAGUGGACUACUGUUUAUUUUAGUUAUUAUCAUUUGUAUCUAACCAUUUUUUGUGGCUAGAGUUAGAGUUACAAAACCUAAUUACAUACUUAAAUGAUAUUUUCAUUUAAUAAACAUACACAACGAUUUAACACAAACAUAUCUAGUUGAAAACCUGUCAAUAUUUAGUAUAUUUUUGUUACAAAUGAUUGUUUUUCACUGAAUUUGUAUUUAUGUGAAAUAGAAAUUUAUUAUUCAUCCAUGUUUUAUUUUAAAAAUCACGUAUUUUUACAAUUAGAAAGAGUUGAAAUAAUCAGAAAAAUUGAUUUCUUAUAAAAAGCUUGUGAGUUUCUCUAAAUAUUGAAUAUAAUCAAGUAGGAAUGUAACUCUAACGUAGUUUCCAUUUUACUUUCAACGAUUAUCAAAAGUGUCAUGUGCACAAAAUGUACAAACGUCCACUUAGGUCAUCUAUAGUACUAAUUAAAAUAUACAACCAACAAAUUAUUCAUUUUAUAUAAUAUAUACAAGGUGAUCCAGAAUUAAGUGCUGGUAUUUCACUACAAUUUGACUCCAUGAUUUUUUUUAUUAAUAAUACAAUAAAAAAUAUAUAUAAAAGCUGUUCAAAUUGGUAAAAUUUUUUCAAAAACCAUUUCACAAUAUAAAACAUGUUGGUGUGGAAAAUAUAUUGAGUACAUUCUCAUUUUUUACAAUGACUUUUUUAAUAGCUACUUUUUUCAUAAAUAUAUGGACUUGUCUCUUAUUUUGAAAACUAUUACAAAUUUUUAAUAAUUGUGAAUAUUUUGAGCAAUUUUUUCCAAUUUACUUAUUUAUUUCUCCAGUAGGUUUUUAUGUGGUAAUUUUUUAAAAAUUGUUGAGAUAUUUAAUUGAAGCUUUAGACGAAUAUAUAUUUGAAAUUAUUAGGAAGAGUGCUACCAAAAAUAGGUUUUUCAAAAGUUGUAGUUGCAUUCAAUUUAUUAUCCACAUUGUAAAUAUAUUCGAUUUUUGUAUCUUUUUUGUACAAAGUUAAAUGGAAGAUCAAUUUGAAGAAGAGAAAUCUGGUACAUUAAUUCCUAUAGCUGAUAGUAUGUCCAAAAAUAAACUUUUUUCUUAAAUAAUAAGAAUAAUAUAACUCUUUGAAAGGGUAAAUUGAGAACUUUUUUUUACAAUAGUUGUCCAAAUAGAUUUGAUUAACGAGCUCCGUUAAUACACUAAGAUAAUUUCAUGUCUCAACUACAUCAUAUCAUAUUAACCCAGGAUAAUAUCGGUGGGUGGGUUGGAAGGAAUUAUUUUCAAAAUUGUUUCCUCUGCUUAAAAGAUGCUGUGUUAAUACUUCAAUAUAUAUCAUUGUCGAUAUAUUUAAACUCGAAGAUAUAAUGCAACUAAUUAGUGUCUCAAUUUACAAUUUUAACCCGUUGACUGCCAAGCACAAAAUAACUCAUAAAGUUUUUUUGAAAAGCCUACAUUUUCUAUACAUUUCAGUGAUGAUUUAAAUUAGUAUUUUUAAUUAUGAAAUUAAAGGGGUGUUCUGGUCUAGAAUACUAAAUUUGGCUUCUACUAUCCAUUUUUUUAUGAUUUUUAUUAAUUUUUUGAAAAUGUAAUAAAAAAUUGUAAACAAAACAGAAUUUUAAUGAAUUACAGGGCGAUAAAGUGGGGGCUACAAAAAAAACGGUGCACCUUGGUUGACAUGAUUCCAACUCUUGUAGUGAUCUAAAACAAAAAAAUGAUUUUGACAUGAAAUAUUUUUUUGACCUUUUCAAAAUUUUUAAAAAUACUCAAAAUUGAAAUUUUUUAAAAUCCAAGCUACACGCGAUAGAGAGAUAUAGUAGUUUCCAGAAAAUUUGAGAAACAAAAAGUUUACAAAACAAUAACUCGUUCCACUCGUCCAGCUUAGAUGCUAUUUCACAAAAUCUACUGUAUCUCCAUCCAUCUAAUGAAUUUUUAAAAAUCCGUUCAAGGAGACAUUCUUAAGGGUCUAAACAUUGGAAAUAUGCAAAAAAAAUGUUUUUUUUUAAAUUUCUAGAUCAGUAUACCCCUAUAAAUAAAACUGUGAAAAUUGCAUUGGCAGUUAACGUGUUAAAAUCUUGAUUUUCCCUUAUUUUUAGACGUAGUAUGUUCUCUAGAAAUUAAUGUUAAUAGUUCAGGACCACCUUUUAUUUUUAUUAAAUAUGUAUUCCAAACAAUUUAUUUUAAGAAAAUUAUAUAAUUUACAGAUAUUCAAAUUAAAACCCGUGGUUAUAGCGUUCAUCCUAAGGCCUUAUUAUUACAGUAUUUUUAACACAAAUCCUGUUGCAAGUCAUAAAUAUUUCUCAUUAGUUGUAUACAGUUGAAAACUAAUUAUUCCAAACAUAAACAAAUUAUAUAAUUACACAACUUUCCACAUUCCUCGACCAUUCUGACGAUCGACAAUAUUGCUAGGUCGUGAAGACAUACUAUGAUCCUUGGGUGCAAAAAUAUACACACACAUGUGAUAAAUCCGCGAAUGGAUCCACCACCUUCUGUCAUUUUGACAGGUCUGGUCUUCCUUCAUCUCCUCUGAGUUCUAAGGGAGAGUCUAUCUAUUUAAGAGUUGGCUAUACAUUCUUGUCUUCUUAGUCUGGACGUUUUAAUGUGUGUGUGUUUUAGUUGCCUCGUAAACCCUCUUAACCUUCUUUGGUAAGAAAAGAUCUAAUCCGAGUGGUCCUUAGUGCAACAAUAUCUGUAUUAAAAAUACUUUAUAUUGUUACGUUUGUGUCUAAAUCGAGUUUGAUAAGAAUCUAGUGGAUUAAAGACUUAUUCUGAAAGCUUUGUGACCACCGUCUUUAAAGAUACCAUGUUAGUUGGUUUUUGGUACCUAAUUAUUUUUGUUAUAAAUUUCGACAAGCAUAAAUUUACAAAUAACAAUGGAUAUUUUUAAUUAUUCAUGAUAUACUUUAUUCUGCUUAAUGUAGUAGUUAUCAGUAUAAAAUUAUCAAAACAUUUCCUUGAACAAUUUGUGAUAAGUAGGAUGUUGUUGAAAGGAGAUUAAUUUAUGCUUAAUUUAAAUUUAUUUAAAAAAUAAUGGAAUGUACUUUCUAAAAUGGUUUCUUUUCUGUAUUCUUUUGGUAAUUAUCUAGAUUAGGUUACACCCAUCUGAUAUACAGAACCAUCCCUUCAGGUAAUUUUUUUCGUUCGAAGAAUCAAAUAAUUGAAAUAAUUUUUUAGUAAUUGUAAUAUUUAAAUGGAUCCUUGAAAGAAAUAAAAUGGGGGGCAGAUUAGGACAGUGUAAAAAAUUAGUUUAAAGUUUGAACAACGCCCUCCCUUUCCCCAAAUCCUUUUACCCAUCUUAACUAUCGAUUAUUAUAAAACAAUCGUUGAAUUUGAUUAAAUUAUUACUCAAAAAUUAAUAGUUGACAAACCGGUAGGGUUUGGGGAGGGAAGGGGGAUGUUUAAAGUUUAGGCCAAUUUUAUUACACUGUCCUAUUCUGUCUCCCUUUUAUUUCUUUCAAGAAUUAACUUAAAUAUUACCAUCACUAAAAAAUUAUUACAAUUAUUUGGUUCUUUGUUUUUUUUUUCCAACCUCCAACUCGUUUUCUACGGGGAUGACCUCAACGAGUUGACAGAAUGAUUAAAGAAAACCGCAGUUUCACCAUUACUGCUUUGUCUAUGGAAUUUUCAGAAGUUUUAAGAAGGUAUUAAAAAGCUUGUCCACAAAUAUGACAAAUGUCUCAAUCUCUUUGGUGAUUAUGUCGAAAAGUACCAAUGUUUUGGUAAUAAAAUUAUUGUUUCAUAUGAA